GGGUUCGACGAAGCGACACAGCGGGAACUAUUCUCCGUCUGUCACGGCAGACCUCCUUGCUCGAUAUCAUCGUGCGACGUAUCCAAUGGCGGUAUUUUGCUGCUCUGGUAAAGGUGCAUUUUCCGUACGAUUUCGGGAGACUGGUAUAAAUAUAAAUGUUGAUCUCAGAGCUGCGAGGAGACGUUACGCGGCCGUAUAACGGUAGCAGCCCGUACCUGGCGGUCAUGUAAUGAUCCUGGACACGUCGUCCAGGGUACGUCGAGAAUUUUCGGGCCAAAUGUCAGAGAAAUCAUUCUGCUGAUCGGAUUCGGAGUAUUUCCCGUUUUCUCAAAGGAAGCUAAGAAUGCGUCGCCGUUAAACGCGUUUUUAUCGUAACUGUUAGCUGAUAUAAUUUAUCCCGCCACGAAGAUGGGCUUCUCCACGAGCCUGCAGGGCCAAGCAUCGCACGAGGCGUUGCUGGCUCGCCAGGACGCCGAGAUCAAGCUUCUGGACACGAUGCGAAGAUGCCUUAUAGUAAAGGUCAAGUCCGAUCGGGAAUACGCUUCUACGGUUUCCUCGCUGAUCGUUCAGGGAAAGAAAAUUGAGCGCAAUGAAGAUCUUGUUGGCAGUCUCAUAGUGCAGAGCUGGAGAGAUAUUAUGGACUCUAUCGAUCAGACGGCGAAAUUGAUUAAGCAACAUGCAGACUCUAUUGAAAAUAUUGUUCUGGAUCACUUGAGUACAUUGUAUACGGAAAGGAGAAAGGCCAGAAAGCUUUAUCAAGAGGAGCAGACCUGGCUGACUAAUCAGUUUCAACAAUUGACAGAUGAUGUAACUAGGAAAAAACUGGAGUAUCAAAAGAAUCUGGAAAUAUAUAAAUUAGCGAGGUCACGGUUUGAAGAGUAUUAUGUAAAAUCUGGUAGAAGUGGCCGCAAGUUAGAUGAAGUAAGAGAAAAAUAUCAAAAGGCAUGUAGAAAACUUCAUCUAACACACAAUGAAUACGUAUUAUUACUAGGUGCUGUGACAGAAUGUGAACACGAUUUAAGAACCUGUUAUUUGCCAAGUUUGCUUCAUCGGCAACAAGCUAUUCAUCAAGAAUUUAUAACAUCUUGGAAAGGAGUACUACAGGAUAUUGUAAAAUUUUCGGAUUUUACAACAGAGAAAUUUCUGGAAACUCAUGUACGAGUGCAAAAAAUAGUUGAUAAUAUUAAACCUAUUGAAGAGUAUAGAGAUUUUAUUGGAAAGCAUAAGACUAGUCCAGCAUCUCCAAUCAGAUUCACGUUUGACGAGAAUCUUGUAGAUGAUACCUCAGGGAAACUAACGCCAAAUAAGCUGACUGUAGAUAAUCUAACUAUAGAUUGGUUGAGAAGUCGUCUUACGGAACUUGAAGCUUCUCUCAAGACUACACAACAAAAUCGACAGAGCCCACAAUUUCUACAAGAAAAUAAUAGCGACCCUAAGAUUUCAAUCUUGGACUAUUCUCGCGAAAGAGAAGAGCUGAAAUUACGUUGUCAGGAGAAAAAAUUACAAAGACAGGUGGAAGUCAUUAGGAGUGCGCUUAACGAAUUAGGCUGUGAAGAAUUACCUUCUGGUUGCGACCUCUCUGUGGAAGGCUCUUUCACUGAUUCACCUACAAAUAAUAAAAGAAAGAGAGUCAUAGACAGUGGUCUGUUUACAUUAAGGAGAAAUCAACGAUUUAUGACAAUAUUAAAAUCACCUUUCAAAUCUAUGCCGACAAUUAAUGAUUCGAAAAACGGACUAAUUAGGGCAAAUAGUGAAGGGCCUACAGCCAAAGCAGACAAUAAUAUCCCCCCUGUUGUACCGUUGCAUUUAACUAACAACCAAAAAGUAACGGCUGGCGAUCUUAUAGAGGAGGAGUGGUUUCACGGGGUUCUACCGAGAGAAGAAGUCGUAAGACUACUUGUCAACGAAGGAGAUUUAGUACGCGAAACAAUGAGAAACGAUGAAUGUCAAAUAGUUUUAUCCGUUUGUUGGGAUGGACACAAGCAUUUUAUUGUACAAACUUCAGAGGGUCAAUAUAGAUUUGAGGGACCUACAUUUUCAUCUAUUCAAGAAUUGAUCGCGCAUCAGUGGCUAUCCGGUUUGCCAGUGACUAGUCGAUCCGGUGCUAUUCUUAAAACGCCAAUUUUGCGCGAACGAUGGGAGCUUAAUAACGAUGAUGUCAUGCUUUUGGAGAAAAUAGGUCGAGGAAAUUUCGGAGAUGUUUACAAGGCGCAACUGAAGACCGGUAAGACUGAUGUGGCCGUGAAAACGUGCAAAGUAACGUUACCAGACGAACAAAAACGUAAAUUUUUGCAAGAGGGGAGAAUAUUGAAGCAAUAUGAUCAUCCGAACAUAGUCAAAUUGAUUGGUAUAUGUGUUCAAAAGCAGCCGAUUAUGAUUGUGAUGGAAUUGGUACCUGGUGGUUCGUUACUUACGUAUUUACGAAAGAAUACUAGUACAAUAACACAGCGGGAACAAUUGCGUAUGUGUAAAGAUGCUGCAGCUGGUAUGAGCUACUUGGAAUCUAAAUAUUGCAUUCAUAGAGAUUUAGCCGCUCGCAACUGUCUCGUAGGAUACGAGUGCAUAGUCAAAAUCUCUGACUUUGGAAUGUCGAGGGAAGAGGAAGAAUAUAUCGUCUCAGAUGGUAUGAAACAAAUUCCCAUUAAGUGGACUGCACCAGAGGCCUUGAACUUUGGUAAAUACACAUCCCUCUGUGAUGUAUGGAGUUAUGGAAUUUUAAUAUGGGAAAUAUUUUCCAAAGGCGGCAAUCCGUAUAGUGGUAUGUCCAAUUCGCAAGCACGCGAAAAGAUAGAUGCAGGAUAUCGAAUGCCAGCUCCGGAUGGGACACCCGAAGAGAUAUAUCGAUUAAUGUUACGAUGUUGGGAAUACGAACCCGAGAAACGACCACAUUUCGAUCAAAUAUUCACCGUGGUUGAAACGCUGUCUCAAGCAUAUCUAUAAGUAUUAAGAGUACUAUUAAGUGGACAAACAGCACAAAUAAAAAGUAUAAAUUGGUGCUAUAAUUUCCUGACUUAUUUUGUAUAAUUUACGAAUUAUAUAAAAUUCAAGUUGAUAUCUAGAAGAUAGGUUUUAAAAGAAUGAAAUGCUCACAACCAAACUGUAUUUUAUUCUGUAAGUAUAUAUUUGUAUACGUAUGUAUAUAUACCAUGGAUAUAUCAUAAUAUAUCUCUGGUAUGAAUAUACUAGUAUAAGAAACACGUAUUAUAUUAAGUUGCCAUUAUUAUACGUCAUUGCGAAAUCGCGUAAACGCCAUUGUUUACGUUUUUCGUAAUAUAUGUUUAAUUAUUAUGUAUUAUAAAUUAUUAUAUAUUUCUCCGUCCACACAUACACACAGACCCAGACACAUACACGCAAUAAUUCAGCUUAUUUUGCAUUAAGUGAUACUGUUGUCACUUUUCUAUAGUUUAUUUGGAUAUAUAUGUAUUUUUAUUGUUAUGUGUAUUCAUGAUUAUAAUGCAAAACAUUAGUAGACUUAUUUAUUUA
Messenger RNA from Nylanderia fulva, 3483 nucleotides. It is a transcript of the gene FER, whose product is annotated as tyrosine-protein kinase Fer. Gene Ontology annotation, molecular function: non-membrane spanning protein tyrosine kinase activity; ATP binding. NCBI's taxonomy places the organism in Eukaryota, Metazoa, Arthropoda, Insecta, Hymenoptera, Formicidae. The record is from RefSeq and is a predicted model, not a curated record. Gene Ontology annotation, biological process: peptidyl-tyrosine phosphorylation.